Messenger RNA from Cylas formicarius (sweet potato weevil), 1103 nucleotides. RefSeq names its product 1-acyl-sn-glycerol-3-phosphate acyltransferase alpha (gene Agpat2). Gene Ontology annotation, molecular function: 1-acylglycerol-3-phosphate O-acyltransferase activity. The transcript has 6 exons. Bases 157 to 960 code for a protein of 267 amino acids. Gene Ontology annotation, biological process: phosphatidic acid biosynthetic process. Gene Ontology annotation, cellular component: membrane; endoplasmic reticulum. The record is from RefSeq and is a predicted model, not a curated record. NCBI's taxonomy places the organism in Eukaryota, Metazoa, Arthropoda, Insecta, Coleoptera, Brentidae.
UUAGAUAUAACGCUAUGGGCGGACGAAGCGCGAAUUCAAAUUCAGUCGCCAGGGGUUCCGCGUUGUAGCGACAAGUGAUGCAAUCACUAUUACGAUCGGUGAUUCCGGUGAAACUCGCGAUAUCUGUGGUUUCGAACUGAAACAUUCGUAACAGGAAUGGCGGUAUUAGUGUGGCCGCUGGCCGUGGUAGCGUUCCUGGCGCUGCUGUGGACGGUCAGUUCCGUAGCGAGAUGUCUGAUAAAAUGGACGGUAUUCGUGGUGGUAUCAUUGAUAUCCGCAUGCGUGCCAAUUCCCUUGAUGCUGCUGAGACCUAGGGACAGUAGGAAUGCCCUGAUACCGUCGGCGGGAUUCAGAGCUUGCAGCAGGAUUUUGGGGAUAUCGCUGAAGGUAGAAGGGAAGGAGAACGUCGUAAAAGGUUCGGGAACAGUGGUUGUGAUCAAUCAUCAGAGCUUCUUGGAUCUGAUAGUCUUGGCGUGCGUUUGGCCCGUUAUGGACAACUGCACGGUCAUUUCCAAGAAGGAAAUCUUCUAUCUUCAACCGUUCGGAUUGGCGUCGUGGCUGUGGGGCACCAUUUUUAUCGACAGAGUGAACGCGAAGGACGCCCAAGGACGCGUCAACCAAACCGCAGAAAUAAUCAGGAAGCGAAAGGCGCGCGUCCUGAUGUUUCCCGAAGGGACAAGGAACUUGGGCAACAAAAAGCUGUUGCCCUUCAAGAAGGGCGCUUUUCAUUUGGCCGUGAGCAGCGGGUGCCCCAUUCAGCCGGUCGCGGUGUCCAGGUACCGGUUUUUGGGCCCCCUGAGAUUCGACAGCGGAUCUAUUAAAAUCAAGAUUCUGCCGUCCAUCGACACCAAAGGCCUUACCAAAGACGACAUUCCCAAGUUGAUAGAUGAAACGUACGCUGCACUGUCCGAAAGCGUUGAUCUAUUGUCCGCCGAUGACGCUGCGAGCGCUACCACUUAAAACGGGACAAAGAUUGACUAGUUUCAGACUGAUCGGUUAAAUUAUUGUUACCCCUAUAUAUUAUUUAUUCUUUAUUUCUAAAUAAUAAACGCUUUUUGUUUUUUUUUUUUUCACAUUUUCUUACUUAAAAAAAUAUUCUACGC